CUGACAGAGAUUUUCUCGUACAAACAAUGGGAAAUAUAAUAAAUGAAUUAUGUCCAAAUGUUGUAGCUUUUGGACUUUUAAUUGCUCAUCGUCAACUGGUAGCACUUGUAAGAUUUAAAAGGCUAAAUUUGGAUGCUCCAGAUUUUAACACUAUUGUGAAUUUAAUCGAAUGUCACAAAGCAAAUAUGAUACACAGUGAUCAUCAAUUCCCUUUUUGUCUUCCAAAAUUUGAUCCAAAUCAAUUCCUCUAUGCCUACAUUUCAUACCUCUGGGAAGGCACAGGUCCAUGUCUAGUUUUGCUUUCAAUUACAAAUUCUGAUUAUGAAAAAUUAACUCAAAUACGGCCAAAACUUGAAGAGAACAUUUCUUCUUAUAAAUAUAAUACAAGACUUGUAUCUGCACUUUCUAAUCCUGAGGGGUUUUGUUUACAAGAGAAUAUCAAGUGGGCAGAACAAUUGUGGCAUUUUAUUUAUAAAAAUACUUCAAAUACUCAGGACCCAACACAAGUUUGUUGUUCAACACCCAAAAAACCAUUUAUUUCAUAUAAAGAAUUAAUAUUAUUAUAUAAUGGUUAUACUAAAUUGGCUGAUUUAUUGAGAAAAAGUGGUGGGGGAAUAAAAAUGUUAUUUCAAAUGUUGGAACGUUAUGUACUUUUUGCUUGGAUUACUACUAGUUUUGAACUUUAUUGUACAUUUUCUCCAUUUACCAGCCAAAAGAAAGCAAUGGAAAUAGCAGAAAGAUUACUUCAUGUUUUACGAAAAGAAGAAAAACGAGUACUUUUUAGUUGUAGUCCUGCUAUUUUAGUGGGAUAAUUUUGUAUAUAAUUUUUAAUAUUUUUUUUGAUUAAGGGCAAUUAAAUAGAUUUGGGGAGAGAGAUUAGGUUAGCUUUUUUGAAAGGUGGAUGGAAAAAAAUUUUUUUGUAAAAAAAUUUUUGGGAUCAAAUGUCACCCUUUCUUGCAUUUUUUAUUUUAUUUUUGAAUAAAUUAGGUUUUAAUCUAAUAAAUUUUUUUAUAAAGUUAUUGUCUGAUAAAUACUUUAAAAUAUUUUUUACACACAUGUUAGACUUCAAAUUUUUCUUGAUUCCCUUGGGUCAAGUCUUGCGGACAAAGAUUUUUCCAGAAAAAUUUUUUC
Meloidogyne enterolobii is the source of this 1131-nucleotide messenger RNA. The record is from the annotation of a GenBank genome assembly. NCBI's taxonomy places the organism in Eukaryota, Metazoa, Nematoda, Chromadorea, Rhabditida, Meloidogynidae.